AUGAUGGUGCAAGCGCGCGAUCUGGUUUGUUGAGAAGGUCGCGCGAAGGUCGUCUGACAAAGCGCCGUCAUUGCACGCGCGGGCUGAUCUCGUGGUGCGCACGUGCUCUGGGUGCAUCGCUCAGCCCUGCUCACAGUCUGCGGUCCGCACGGAUAGUACUGAUCCCCGGGCCAGUCUGAGACGCCGCUCGUAGCUGACGUGAGCACAGGUUUGAAGUGACCACCAAACCAACAAUCAUCCCAAAGCAUGAUGGCUAAACCAAUGGCCCUGCUCAGUGUGUCUGACAAGCAUGGUCUGGUGGACUUUGCCCGUGGUCUGGCCGAGGCCGGCCUGCCACUGGUCGCCUCGGGCGGCACCGCCGCCGCCAUCCGAGCUGCCGGCAUUCCCGUGGAGGACGUGUCGACGGUGACGGGUGCGCCGGAGAUGCUCGGCGGCCGGGUGAAGACGCUGCACCCGGCCAUCCACGCCGGGAUCCUGAGCCGACUGGAGCAGUCGGACCAGAGCGACAUGGCGGCGCAGGGCUUCCGCAUGAUCGGCGUCGUCGUUUGCAACCUGUACCCGUUCGCGCAGACGGUGGCCAAGCCGGACGUGACGCUGCCGGAAGCGGUCGAGCAGAUCGAUAUCGGGGGCGUGACGCUGCUGCGCGCCGCCGCCAAGAACCACGCGCGGGUCACGGUCGUCUGCGACCCGGCCGACUACGGCGCCGUGCUGGCCGAGAUGCGAGCGUCGGAGGCGACCGACACCUCGCUCCAGACCAGAGAGCGCCUGGCGCUGAAGGCGUUCCUGCACACGGCCGGCUACGACGAGACCAUCGCGAGCUACCUGUGCAGCAGCUGCCGGAUCCGCAGCGCGCCCUCACGCCUCCGCUACGGCAUGAACCCGCACCAGAAGCCGGCCUUCAUCUUCGACCGGACGGCCACGCUGCCGCUGACGGUGCUAAACGGCUCGCCUGGCUUCAUCAAUCUGCUGGACGCACUGAACGGGUUCCAACUGGUGCGCGAGCUGACGACUGCGCUGGCGCUCCCGGCGGCCGCCUCCUUCAAGCAUGUCAGUCCAGCCGGCGCCGCUGUCGGCCUGCCGCUCUCCGAGGUCGAGGCCCAGGUGAACAUGGUGUCGGACCUGGCCGAGACACUGACGCCGCUGGCAGCCGCGUACGCCCGGGCGCGCGGCGCCGACCGCAUGUCCUCGUUCGGCGACUUCAUCGCGCUCUCGGAGAUGUGUGACCUGCCGACGGCGCGGGUCAUCAGCAGGGAGGUCUCGGACGGCGUGAUCGCACCCGGUUACACGGACGAGGCGCUCGAGGUCCUCAAGAAGAAGAAGGGCGGCAAGUACUGCGUGCUGCAGAUGGACCCCGACUACAGGCCGUCGGCGCUGGAGACCCGCACCGUGUUCGGCCUGCGGCUGGUGCAGUCUCGCAAUGACGCCGUCAUUGGGCCGGACAUGCUCAAGAACAUCGUCUCCGCCAAUAAGGAGCUGCCGGAGUCGGCCGCGCGCGACCUGAUCGUGGCGACGGUGGCGCUCAAGUACACGCAGUCGAACAGCGUGUGCUUCGCGCGCGAUGGCCAGGUAAUCGGCAUCGGCGCGGGCCAGCAGUCGCGCAUCCAUUGCACGCGCCUGGCCGGCGACAAGGCCGACGGCUGGUGGCUGCGCCGGCACCCGGCCGUGCUCGGCCUGCGCUUCCGCGAGACCGUCAAGCGCGCCGAGCGCGCCAACGUCAUCGACUGCGUGGUCGGCGCCGCGGUCGGCCAGGAGAUGAGCCGCGCCGAGCUGCUGCGCCUGCUGGAGGCGGAGCCGGAGGAGCUGACGGCGGAGCAGCGACGGGACUGGGUCGGCGGACUGCGCGGCGUCGCUGUCAGCUCGGACGCGUUCUUCCCGUUCGCCGAUAACGUGCACCGCGCGCGCCAGUCGGGCGCCGACUACAUCAUGGCGCCGGGCGGCUCGCUGAACGACGCGGCGGUGACGGCCGCCGCCGACGCCCUCGGCAUGACCAUGAUCCACACGUCCACCCGGCUCUUCCACCACUGAGCGCGCGGCCGCCGGUGGACGUCCGGGCUCGGCGGCGCGCGGCCCGGCGCCCCGACCGCGCCACGCUGUGGGGUUGACCGGCGCCCCGCAGCGAGGCCGUGCCAGUCCGUGCCGGAUGAGUUCGCCCGCGUGUUUUGUAAUACCUGGUAGAGGCUGCCAUGUUACCGCUCGCAGCCAGCCGCCGCUCAAAGAUUGUUGCCGUGCUGGUGGUCUGUGUCGGGAUCGGCGGCUCCUCCGCGCUGGCACCAUCACCACCCAGCCGCCGGGUAGGUGGUGACAGCGUCGGUGAGGAGCCAGCGCCGGCCGCUGUGAGCCAGGUUAGCUCCGGCGGACCGACGCCGCCGCGCAGGCAGCGUGAACUGAAUCUCUCCAGCGGUAUCUGUGCACCGCCGGCACUUCUCAUGCUCGCUAGUUACUGAGUAUGCUUUGUUUGCAACGGGCGUUUUUAGGCAGCGCAAUGUUUAGUUCUUUUGAGGGUUACUUUUGGGACGGAAGGUAGUGUUCUGACUUGAUCCUAUUCUAGAUUAGUGCGUGCUGUAAGCACAUUUUUGUUGACCAAGCAUAGCAUUCCAGUGCAUAUCAGGCGCGGGGGUUUCAUAUUUGAUGCUACUCAACCAGUUGAUAUGGUAAGCUCCUGGCCCUAAAGCCGUAUGUGCCAUAUUUUUGCUUACCACAAGACAUGCCUUCCAAAUACAUUUAUAUAAUUG
Molecule: messenger RNA, 2732 nt
Organism: Pollicipes pollicipes
Lineage: Eukaryota; Metazoa; Arthropoda; Thecostraca; Pollicipedomorpha; Pollicipedidae
Product: bifunctional purine biosynthesis protein ATIC-like
Biological process (GO): 'de novo' IMP biosynthetic process
Cellular component (GO): cytosol
Molecular function (GO): IMP cyclohydrolase activity; phosphoribosylaminoimidazolecarboxamide formyltransferase activity
Source: RefSeq, a predicted model, not a curated record